CCGCGCGGGCGGGCAAUUAAGUGCCUUGGUCAGGAGGUAUUGUACACGAACAUGUAUUCUCGCCGUUUUUGGCACAUCUUUCGUAACCGAGUUUUUUCACUUUCUUUGAGAAUUCCGCGGAGCGAGAGACCAAGAAGAUGCGAAGAUAUGCGAGUCUGAGACCAAGACGAAAUGAGGGACUGCCUUGUAUAACUUUCGGGAUUCACAACUCUUCAAGUGAAAUAACAAAAUGUAGUAAACACCAUGCCUCUACUAGGUUGUAGUACUACUAAAACACCCUAGUCGUAGUUCACAUAGUCGUACUUAUAAAACACAAUAGAAUAACAAAACAUGUCGGCUCAGACUCGUACGAUCGAAGAUUCGAUUGAGCGGUCACUUGGGCCACUGUCCAAGAAGGCGCAAAAGAUGUCCGAGACGCAGAUCGUGUGCACGAUGGGGCCUCUACUUAAGGGUAGGCUAAAGGUGUUCCUGUUACUUUUUGCUUUGUUUCUCCUAAGUGGGGAAUGCAGAAAAAACGGGAAACAGGAACAGCAAGCCCCUAAGUACCUCUAAUCUACGUAGGUGCAUAGAGGAAUAUUCGGGAGAUCUGCGGAAAUGCAAAGAAGAAAUUAAGACUUUCGAAAACACAUGUGAUCGAAGGCUUAAGUAUGUGCAUGAUAGGGAGGGGCUGGACGAGUUGGAUUUCUCGAUUUGGACUGGGGUGGAGAAGAUGUAAGUCGGACUCGGGUAAGAGAACAAUUAUGUAACUGUGAUGAUUCUCGCUCUCGGCUGACAGUUAUACAACCAAAAACCGAUCAGAAUCAAUGUCUACGGAGGUACGGACGCAGCUUGUCCCUGCAACAGUAUUGGAAAUACCGUUACCUGGUUUAAUGGC
Molecule: messenger RNA, 874 nt
Organism: Amoebophrya sp. A25
Lineage: Eukaryota; Dinophyceae; Syndiniales; Amoebophryaceae
Source: the annotation of a GenBank genome assembly